AUGACGAUGACUCGAACGCAAAUAGCACAUAAUGAAUCUCACCGUCAUAUUCCUUCGUUAUUCUGUAAUGCUGCAAAUAAAUCUGAUUGCACUGCUGCAGUUCAACGUACUAAAGCUGCACUUGAGUUAGGUGCAAGAAUAUUUGCUGAACAAUACAAAAAUGCCGCGGGCCUUUGCUUGUCUGUGGGACUUGGUCCACCACAAGUUUCCUGA
Didymodactylos carnosus is the source of this 213-nucleotide messenger RNA. The record is from the annotation of a GenBank genome assembly. NCBI's taxonomy places the organism in Eukaryota, Metazoa, Rotifera, Eurotatoria, Philodinida, Philodinidae.